Molecule: messenger RNA, 845 nt
Organism: Rubroshorea leprosula
Lineage: Eukaryota; Viridiplantae; Streptophyta; Magnoliopsida; Malvales; Dipterocarpaceae
Source: the annotation of a GenBank genome assembly
GAAACUCUCAAUCAUAUCUUUAGAGAGUGUUAUUUUGCUAAAUUGUUGUGGUCUCUUCUUACUCCUCAUCCUAUUAACAAUCUUUUUCAUGAUCUUGAUUUUGAUGGCUGGCUCUUUGCUCAUUCUAAUCAAUCAAAAGUUUUUGAUUGUGGGGGAUGGAGUACUUCCUUCUCGUACAUCAUUUGGUCGCUUUGGUAUUUUCAAAUCUUUUGGUUCAUGAAAAGAAGAAUGUCUCGUUGGUUAUGGCAAGGGAUUUCAUCUUGUUAAAAAUCAAUGAGUAUAAGCAGCUUCAUCCGGUUUCGUUAAGUGCUAAAACGGUUUCUACUGUCUUUGUUGGUUGGAACCCUCCCCCUCCUGGUGUUGUGAAGUUGAACACUGAUGGUUCAGCUGUGACAAACCCAGGAAAUGCUGGUGCUGGAGGAAUUUUCAGAGAUGAUCUUGGUAACUGGCUGUUGGGAUUCUACAGGAAUAUUGGAUAUACAUCCAGCCUUUCGGCUGAGCUAUGGGCAUUAAGAGACGGCCUUAAACUAGCCGUGGACAAGGGAUUUUCCCAACUCAUUGUUGAAACUGAUUCUAUGGUUGCAAAAACACUAAUUGAUUCUGCCCAUUCUGAUUCUCACUCACUGGGGGUUUUAAUUGAUGAUUGCAGGGCUAUGAUGUCCCAAGUCCCCAGCAUCCAGUUUAGACAUGUGUUCAGAGAAGCCAACAAUGUUGCUGACUAGUUGGCUAAGAAGGGUACAAAGUCGGACUCUCCGUUUGUUGUGCUGAAUCAAUGUCCCUCCGGUCUUUGUAAUCUUUUGUAUUCGGAUAUUAUUGGGAUUAUGACUCCUAGGACUUCUGUACUU